Nicotiana tabacum (common tobacco) is the source of this 1246-nucleotide messenger RNA. Lineage: Eukaryota; Viridiplantae; Streptophyta; Magnoliopsida; Solanales; Solanaceae. The record is from RefSeq and is a predicted model, not a curated record.
AGUGCUUCAGAUAUGGUUUUAGCAGAUGAUAACUUUGCCACUGUUGUUGCUGCGGUUGCUGAAGGAAGGGCUAUAUACAACAAUACGAAACAAUUUAUUAGAUACAUGAUAUCUUCAAAUAUUGGUGAAGUGGUCUGUAUUUUUGUGGCAGCUAUGCUUGGGAUUCCUGAUACUCUUGUCCCUGUCCAACUGCUAUGGGUAAAUCUAGUCACUGAUGGAUUGCCUGCCACUGCUAUUGGGUUUAAUAAACAAGACUCAGAUGUUAUGAAGUCCAAACCUCGGAAGGUCAAUGAAGCAGUAGUUUCCGGGUGGCUGUUUUUUCGUUAUCUAGUUAUUGGAGCAUAUGUUGGACUUGCCACUGUUGCGGGAUUCAUAUGGUGGUUUGUUUAUUAUGAUAAUGGACCCAAACUCCCAUACAAUGAAUUGAUGAAUUUUGACAGUUGUUCAACCAGGGAAGCAAAUUAUCCAUGUAGUAUAUUCAGUAAUCGCCACCCAUCUACUGUUUCAAUGACGGUGCUUGUUGUUGUUGAGAUGUUCAAUGCAUUGAAUAAUCUCAGUGAAAAUCAAUCCUUACUUGUCAUCCCUCCAUGGAGUAAUUUAUGGCUUGUUGGUUCAAUUAUCUUCACCAUGAUCCUUCACAUCCUCAUUCUUUAUGUGCAACCAUUAUCCGCUCUAUUCUCUGUGACACCGUUAAGCUGGGCAGAGUGGACAGCUGUGCUAUAUCUUUCAUUUCCUGUGAUAAUAAUUGAUGAAAUACUGAAGUUCUUCUCUCGGAAUUCAGGUAUAAGGUUCACUUUCAGAUUCAGACGUGCUGACUUACUUCCAAAAAGAGAAGUACGCGACAAGUAAGCUGAAUGCUGCUUAGACAUUGCAUAGACUGUACAAUGGGAGUAUGGAUAUUAUACAACUGAGACCCCAAUACACCUCAUUCUAUAUUCAUGUGAGCAUAUUGGAAGUAAGUGACUAAAUGUAGCUCAAGCAUCACAUGUCAUUAGGUUGCAGCUGAAAGAUCAGAUACGCCCUCAUAUCCUUAGACUUCCUGUUGGAAAAAUUUUUGUUUCACGAUCUAUAGAGGGAGUUAGUGUUGUCAUAGCAGAAAAGUGAUUGCAACUUUUGCUAAUUAAUAAUCUUUCAUGGUCAACUGCUGUUAGAGUUAGUUGAACCAAUAAGUUUGUUGAUUUUCAAUCGAACUUUUCACUGCUAUACCUCAAUUCUUUUGCAGUCGUAUACAUCUUUCUUCUGAAUU